AGAAGUGACUGCCCCAUAGCCCAGCAGGGAGACGACUUAAAAGGAAACAUACUGUGGCUCAGAGUAGUCCUAUAGCCUUAAAUACUGAUGAGACAUUAAAACUGGAAAUGAAGUAAUGGACUGGAAGCUAAUCUGCUUGAUCCUUCUGAUGGGGCUGUUUUCCCCUGGCAACAGUGAAACUGAUAGGAACAGGUGUGUGUCAGCGAGCAACUGUGCAGAGUGUAUCCAGGCAGAUCCAAGCUGUGCCUGGUGUUCCGAGCCAUACUUUCACCUGGCUCCCUGCGGCAAACUAAAGGACCUGAGGAGAGCUGGCUGUCAGCUGUCCCAGCUCCAUGAUCCCCAUGGAAGCCUGGAGAUCCUCAGUCACACACAUGUCCCCAACCCCACCAUUGAGGUCUCCGGGAGCAGCAUGGAGGUGACAAAGGGGACCAUGGUGGAGGCUGGGGCCCAAGUCCAGCCCCGGAGAUUCAACGUCAGCCUUCGGCCUGGGGAGGCCUGGUCCUUCAGUCUGCAGGUAUCUCCCACCAGUGACCAGCCCAUGGAUGUCUACUACCUGCUGGACCUGUCUCCCUCCAUGAAGGACCACCUGGAGAACAUCCUCCAGCUAGGGACCAGACUGGCCCAGAAGAUGGCCCACAUCACCAAAGACCUAAGGCUGGGUUUUGGCUUGAUAGAGACCAGUGCGGGCGCCAAGGCACCUCGGUUCAGACACGUACUGAGCCUCACCGGAGACUUCCAGAGGUUUACGGAGGCGAUUGGCCAGGUUCGGAGCCAGGCACCUGGGGAGGAGGAGGACAGGGGGCAGCAGGGGGCAGUGGACGCCAUGGUGCAGGUGUCCGUGUGUCAGGAGGAGAUCGGCUGGAGGAACGGAACCCGCCUGCUGGUCUACUCGGCCGACCGUAAACGUCAAGGCGACUUCGUCGCAGGGUCAAAGGCCAAGACGUGCCAGCUGCAGAACAAGGUGUACACCCCUUCCGGCUCCCCUCAGCGCGUCAACGCCAGGAGGACCUUUGACACGGUGAUGUGUCACAUGUGUGAAAAGUGUGCGUGCUCAAACAUGUACAGGGGUGUAACUUGUGAGGACUGCCCUUUUUGUUGA
Messenger RNA from Osmerus eperlanus (European smelt), 1099 nucleotides. RefSeq names its product integrin beta-1-like. The record is from RefSeq and is a predicted model, not a curated record. Bases 116 to 1099 code for a protein of 327 amino acids. Gene Ontology annotation, biological process: integrin-mediated signaling pathway; cell-matrix adhesion; cell migration. Gene Ontology annotation, molecular function: integrin binding. Gene Ontology annotation, cellular component: integrin complex; cell surface; focal adhesion. NCBI's taxonomy places the organism in Eukaryota, Metazoa, Chordata, Actinopteri, Osmeriformes, Osmeridae. The transcript has 2 exons.